Molecule: messenger RNA, 1248 nt
Organism: Dothidotthia symphoricarpi CBS 119687
Lineage: Eukaryota; Fungi; Ascomycota; Dothideomycetes; Pleosporales; Dothidotthiaceae
Product: P-loop containing nucleoside triphosphate hydrolase protein
Exons: 4
Coding region: 1-1248 (415 amino acids)
Biological process (GO): microtubule-based movement
Cellular component (GO): kinesin complex; microtubule
Molecular function (GO): ATP hydrolysis activity; microtubule binding; microtubule motor activity
Source: RefSeq, a predicted model, not a curated record
AUGGUUGACACACGGCUUGACAUGCUUGUUGAUCGUUUGGAAGCCGCUCGUAUGAAGCUUUCCAAUCUCAACUUGGCGAGGGAAGAUGGCGCCGCUCUCGACGAUCCAGUGUAUCGUGACCUCAUCGGCGAGCUCAGCAGUGUUCAAAAAGACUAUUUCAAGUUUAUCGAGCAAGACGACCAAGAGAGACUUGCCGUUGCGGAGAUGCAAGUAUCUUAUCAGAAGAAACAAGAAGCGGAAGAGAACCACAAGACUAUACAACUUCUGCGGGAAGAACAGCUCGCACGCGGUAGUUGUGUGCGGGCCGUUGUAGUUUUCAAACCGAGCUCUCCAAACGCGAAUCCAACCCUUCACAUUGAGGACAACAAUACCAUAGCACUGGGAAGCGAAUCAUAUACCUUUGACCGCAUCUUCAAUCCUGGCUUCAAGAUCAAUGACAUAUCGCAAUAUCUGGAACAUACAUGCGGUCCGAGCGGGACCGGGAAAACUCGACUCAUGAUCCGCGGUGAGGAUGAGGGGGUUGCUACAUCUUUGGUGUGCAAUAUGGUCAAUCGUUAUACAUCCAAUGCGAGCAUCAAAUAUCAAGGGACAUGGUCAGCGAAGGGAUCUGUCACUUUGAAAGUAAUCGAGGUGUAUAACAACCGGCUAUCAGACUUCCUCGUACAAACGAUUCCGGGGUCAAAGGAUUCGAAUUCAGGAGUCAAAAUCCUAGGUUCCAGUUUCUACAAAGAUGAGGCUGGAUCUCACCCAAUUACAGAGAGGAAUGUCAAACAACCACAAGAUCUUCAAUCGACGUUGACCGAGAUCAACAAGUUUCGGGCCUCCAAACCGACAAGACAGAACCCUACAGGCUCGUCAAGGUCACAUCUCCUACUCAUAUUCACUUUGAAUCUGGAACAUCGAUCUUCUGGGCUCGUUUUCGUUGAUCUCGCCGGCACCGAAGCAGUUGAUGCAGCGCCGAGUGACGGAAAAGGUCAAUCAAGCGGUCAGGAAUCGAAGAAAAUAAACCAAGAGGGCAGUCAUAUCCGUGACGAUCUGUAUCAAUUACGAGCUGUCAUUCGCACUUUGAACAAGAAAGCACCCUACAACGAUGGGAACAGAAAAUUGUUGGCUGCACUUAAGCCCUAUCUCCAAUCUACUCAUGUCACGUACGUUGUUACUGCGGCUCUCGACGGUCAAGUCAAACCUCUGCAGGAGACGCUUAAGCAUGCCGUAGAAGCCAUGAGAGUGAAAGCCAAGGAGACGUAA